AGCCCGGAAGUGACGCGCCGCUGCCUGUCAAAGCUCGUGGUUAGUGAGCGAAGCAGGCUGGAGAGUAAACAAGCCCUCGCCGCUCGGUGCUGCCGCUGGCUCCAUCUUUAAAGGGCUGCCGCGCAACUCAACCGCCGCGAGGAGAAGAAGAAGAAGAGGAGGAAGAAGAAGAUGGGGGCUGUCUUGGGCCUCUGCUCCAUGGCGAGCUGGGUAAUGUGGCCGGAACCGCGGCCUCCUCCUUCGGGGCCCCACUUCGCUGGGUUAGGGAGUCACGGGGGCGGGGGCGGCUAUUCAGCAGCAGCAGCAGUUCCAGAGGCGCAGGCGCAGUGAGGGGGCUCUCUGACUGCGCCCCCCCCCCCAUGCAUCUCAGCGCGCUGUCCUUUCUCUGCGGCGAGGCGGCCCCUCCCUGGCCGUGAUGCGUCCCCUUUGUUUAAAUCAUAUAUAAUAAGAUUUCGUUUGCCAACGCCCUAGAACUGAUGGAGGAGGCGCGUUAACGUCUCGACCCUGUUGUCUGCGCCUUGCAGGUGCUAUGGCAAAAUGACAAUGCACCCCAAAUUAAAAACCCUUAGUAAUGGAAAGCAAUGGGUUGGUGCAGGGCCGGAUUUAGGUUUGAGGAGGCCCUAAGCUACUGAAGGUAAUGGGGCCCUUUAUAUGUGAUAUUUUAGGGAGCAGGCUAGCAGGCGGGACCCAUUACUUACAUCAUAGGAGCCUACACAACACAAAACACUGUUGCUGUAUGUAGGUUUUAUUUUAGUUUUGUUUUUUUUAUCUUAUAUUUUGGAAAUCUACAUCUGGUGUGUUUUUUCCUUUAAUUUUUUGGGCCCCCCCAAGAGAGUGGGGCCCUAAGCUAUGGAUUGUUUAUACGUAAAUCCGGCACUGGGUUGGUGAUGUUGCCUCUUUAAACACUGGCCCUUUGAAAUUUGACAGUUCCUCGCUUGUUUCCUGGAGGGCAGUUUGCUAUCUAGGUAGUUGCUCCCCCACCCCCCAGCAUCAUCUUCUAUCCAGUCCUCAUGCUUUCCUCCUCUGUGGAUAGCUUCCUAAGGCCAUUUUUAAGAAUGUCUCUAUAAAGGGGUUCUGAAGUUGCAAUGUGAAAGGUGUUUGUGUGUGUGGUGGGGUUUCGUCAUCUCUAAUUUUACAGGGUCGUUUAUUGUUCCAAGGCAUCUGGCAAAUGUUUGUACCAUCUUAUACCGCAGUGUAUGCUAAGUCACCAUGCUAGGAGUAUAUGUGGGAUUACCGAACUGAAAAUUAUGAGUGAAAGUGUGGCUUCUACCUCCUUUUGACAAACCCUGCAUUAAAGUAGGAUCAUCUGUAGGUGUGUAAGAGAGAAUCAAAUCAGUCUAGAGAAAAUGUGGACUUUUUGAGGAAAAACAACACAAUAUCUUGAGCCGUAGUAGAAAUUCAUAAUAUUGUUUUGUUAGACUGAAAUUUGUGGAUUUUUUUCCUGUUCCCUGGGAUAAAUUCCUGCUAUGGAAUAAUAAAGGCAGAGUGGAAAGUUACAAUGGUCAGACUGGGCAACUUGAUAGAAUGUUGCUUAAACUUUUGCUGAUUUAACUGUUGUGCAUUCCUCCUAAUGUGCUGGAAGUUAGAGUAAGAGCUUGUCCUAUAUUUUUCCCUACACCUCUGAGGAUAUUGAAGUAAAGUGUGUAAUUCAGUAUAUAUCUUUGAUUCAGGCAUAAAGUAAAAACAAAUCUCCACUAACCUGUAAGUCAUAUACUUUUUCUUGGCUAUGGUAUACAUCACUAUUUGCCCUGGUAAGCAUAACUAAUAACUUUUGUAAACAGUCUGUUGACUGUCUUGGCUGUACAUGGGGCAAUCACAGAGCCAUCUGAGAAGCAGCAUUGCAACAUCACCUUUGCUUUUUUGCAGGACUUGUUCAUGCUUCUAUUAGUGUUAUAGCACUGAAUCAAGAGCCCAAUGACCUACUGCUCAUAUCUGCACACAUUUUACUAUCAAAGCCAUGGCCUUUGCAGUAAUGGGUAUACCGGAAAACGUAAUACAGAAUAUGAGAUUACAACUAUUACAUUAGUAGGAGUGUGAUCCUUAAAUAUUAUGACAUCAGAACCAGUAGUUAAACAUUUUAACCACGUAAUUAACUGAGCAUAACUUUUUAUUUUGUCCUCAUACUCCUCCCUUUCUUUCAUCAGAUACCAUGUUUGUGUGGCAGUGCCCCAUGUCUGCUGUGCCGGUGCUGCCCCAGUGGAAAUAACUCCACUAUAACAAGGGUGAUAUAUGCUCUGUUCUUGCUCCUUGGAGUGGGUGUUGCAUGUGUGAUGUUAAUUCCAGGAAUGGAAGAACAGCUGAAGAAGGUCAGUUUACUCUUGAGACAACUAUGGUAGAAUUAUUGUGGCACUGCUACGGUAGUUUGGGAUUGACCUGUAUUUUCUUACGUUUUAGAAGCAUUGCUUCGUAUCCGCACCUCCUUUUAUUCUAGAAUGUUAUUUAGUGUUUUGUUUACAUAGGCUAAGGCCUAACUAUGGAGCAGUUCUCUCAUUAUGACUGCCUUUCAUUGAAGUAUUUUAACAUUUAGCAUAAUGGUUGUCUGUAAAACCUUGCCUUCUUCCUGUAUUAGUUAGCUAUUAUUUCAGACCAGGAGUAUACAUACAUACAUGUAUGUAUGUGGCUUUUGAAAACACCAGGGGACUAUAUUUUAUGUAUUUAAAUAUAUAUAUUAUGUAUUUAAAUCUUCAGUUUAACAUUGGCUUGUGAGAACCUUAGACCUGUACAAAUUUCAAGUAAUGAAGAGAUGUUAAAUUAAUCCUGUCAUAGUCGGCUCCUAACAAAACAAAAAGUUUGGGUUCUUCAUUGACAUAUGUUAAUAUAUAUUAUGUUGUUCAUUACAGAUUCCUGGAUUUUGUGAUGGCCAAGUGAAUUGUGAUGUUCUAGUAGGCUAUAAAGCAGUAUAUCGGGUGUGCUUUGGUAUGGCCAUGUUCUUUCUCCUGUUCUCCUUAAUGAUGAUCAAAGUGAAGAGCAGCAGUGAUCCAAGGGCAGCAAUACAUAAUGGGUAAGAAGAAAUGAUGGCCCAGCUAUGCCUCUAUCUGGACAGGGAUAGCCUAAAUAUUGUUGUCUAUGCUCUUGUAACCUCAAGGUUAGAUUACUGCAAUGCAUUAUACAUAGGACUGCCUCUGAAGACGGUUUGGAAGCUUCAGCUGGUGCAGAAUUCAUUGGCCAGGUUGCUCAUGCAAGAUGGUUUGAGAAUAUUACGAUGAUCCUGGUCCAACUGCACUGGCUACUGAUUACCAUAUUUUUCUGUGUUUAAGACAAUAUUUUUUCCUAUGAAAUAAUAUGCAAAAAUAGCAGGUCGUCUUAUACACGGAUAGCAGAGGGGGGAUGGGCAUUUGUUGUCAUCAGACAGCAUGAAAUUUGCAGCGGCGAUUGGGCAUGUGAUAGGUUGCUGUGGCAAGGCCUGCUGACGAUUGUUUGCAGCUUUGGCAAUGGUGCGUGCUAUUUUCGGCAUCAUCGAGGUGUGUGUGCAAUCUUCUGUUGUUGUGCUGAGUGUGCAGGUGGGCUUUUGGCGGUGUGUGUGCAUACGAUUGUUUGCUGCAGCAAUGUGUACAAUUUUGAUUGGCGCGCAGGCUGUAGAGCGAUUGGCAGUGCUGACCCCCCCCCAAAAGCUCAGCAACUGUGGGCAAUCUCCCUCCCCCCCCCAAACACAACAACUUUGGUCAAUCCCCCCCCCCCUUUUGUUGCGGUCCAAAAAAAGGGUCAUCUUAUACAUGGGGGCGUGUUACACACGGAAAAAUACGGUAGUUUCCGAGUUUUGACCUAUAAUGCCUUAACCGGCUCAGGACCGCAAUACCUCAAGGACUGUCUCUUUUCAUAUGAACCUAUCAUCUUCUGAGGCCCUCCUUUGUGUGCCUCCUUGAGAAGUCUGGAGGAUGGCAACACGAGAAAGGGCCUUCUCUGCAGCGGCUCCCCAUCUGUGGAAUGCUCUCCCCAGAGAAGUUCACCUGGUGCCUUCAUUAUACACCUUUAGGCUCCAGGCAAAAAUGUUCCUUUUUAACCAGGCCUUUGGUUGCUUUGAUUGACAUCCUAUGUCCUUUUGAAAUGUGGGGGUUUUUUUGGGGGUAGUGGUGGUGGUUAUUGGAUUGUUGUUUUUAUUUUGAUUAUGUAUUUUGGUUUUAUAUUUUGGUUUUAUUCUGUGAACCGCCCUGAGACCUCUGGGUAUAGGGUGGUAUAUAAAUUUAUUCAUAUAUAUAGAUAGAUAGAUAGAGAGAGAGAGAGAUAAAUUGUAGUCUUGUGUUUCCUGCACAAGGUAUAUAAAUAACAAAACCUGAAGGCUGUUGCUUCAGGUCAGUGAAGAGAUCAUAUGUAAUAUUAAUACAGUAUAUUAUGUAAAGUACAAAUUUUAAAAAUACUGCUGAUACCCUAACUUUGAUGGUUCUUUGGUGAUAUUUCAGAUUCUGGUUCUUUAAAUUCAUCACAGCUGUUGCAAUUACAGUUGGAGCAUUUUUUAUUCCAGAAGGACCCUUUACAACAGGUAUGAUUGCGUUGAAAGUCAUGUAUAUUUUGCACAGAAACUGUUUCCAAUAGCUUUCAAUGUGAUACUGAGUUCUUAUUUAACAGAUCUUAAUGUUCUGAUUUGUCACACUGGAGAAGAUGCGUAGGUCUUUGGCAUAACCUUUCUGGCCUGACAGGUCAGAUCAGUCCCUACCUCAGUUUGCCAACUUUUGACAGAUGGGUGGUCCCAACUACCUGUCAGUGUCCCUUGAGCAGCGAUUCUCAAGUGCCCAACAGCCAGCUGAUUGCCGGGCAUUUGGAAACCAUAGCACAAGGGGUAUUGCCAGUUUAGGACUGGCAAAUCUGCAUUCCUCAGCAAUCAGCUGUCCAAUUGAGUUCCCCAUGCUGAGCUCAGUUACACAGCUAAUCCAGUGCUGUCUGUACCUGCCUCAUACCUGAUAUCCUAUAUGAUGUCAGGUGACCAUGGUUUAGGGAAAACAGUUUUGUGGGCCAAAUUGAGCUAAAUCUGGCCUGCAGGCUGGAGGUUCCUUACUUCAGCAUAAUCCCUUAAUUCUCAUUCCCAAAGAAUCUAGUUUUAUAUGUGUGUAGUCACAGACUCAUAUUUAUCUCUUAAAUCCUUGUGCUUUCCUCACUGUUGGUUUUAGAUUAUAAGCUACCUGGGGACAUAGCCUUGUUUAUUUUUUAAUUGUCAAACUCUUUAAGAGUUUAUUUUACGAGUAAAUUUUACCCUGAUGACUCUGAAUCACUCAAUACAUGCUAACAAUUCAAACAGAAAAAUUAUUUAUGAAAAUUAAUAUAUUAAUUAUUUUUCUUCCUAGUGUGGUUUUAUGUAGGCAUGGCUGGUGCUUUCUGCUUCAUUCUUAUCCAGCUGGUUUUACUUAUUGAUUUUGCCCACUCUUGGAAUGAAUCUUGGGUCGAAAAGAUGGAAGAAGGAAACUCAAGAUGCUGGUAUGCAGGUAUGUAGUGGUUUGUUGGUCAGCAUCACAGGGUUUGUUUAUUAAAAUUGGGACAUGCUGUGCUCAAAUUUCAGUUGUAGGAGUCAUGACCUGAGAACUCUUUGAUGUUGCUCUUCACUCGCUAGUUGCUGACCAAGGAAGGGUGUGUUUUUGUGCAUGUGCGGAACUGAGAGUCUGAAUCCCUCCCAUCCCCAACAUACCAUGGUUAAGAGGGAAUUGGUGUUUCCAGAAGCAUAAUAAUGAUAUUGAUUACAUGGGGUCAGAAGAGGAGAAAGUUGUGCCUGACUUGAUGCAGCUGUAGUAACAACUAUAAUUACUGAGGAUUGAUUCAGUUUUUCCAGAUCUUCUAGAGGCAAUAGUAGUUUAGUCUGCCUACUGAAGUUAAUCCAGCAGAUCACUUUUCUUAUCCAACAGUGUAGGAUUUAUUUUUCAUCACUGCUCUAGUGAGCCUCCUUCAAAAGUACUAAUAAAACCUGAAUCCAGUUUUGUUUGCUUCUUCACAGCUUUGCUGUCUGCCACAGCAUUAAACUAUCUUCUGUCUCUGGUGGCAAUUGUCCUAUUUUAUGUCUAUUAUACUCUGCCCGAUGGCUGUUCUGAAAAUAAGGCAUUUAUCAGUGUCAAUAUGCUGCUGUGCAUUGGAGCAUCUGUAAUGUCAAUUCUGCCUAAAAUCCAGGUAUGAGGUUACAUUAAGUGGAUAUUUGUUUUCAUAAGAAUCUGGCUAAUACAUCAGCCGUUUGUCAAAUUUCUACAUAUAGUUAAUUCACAUCUUAUGCAAGCAUUUGGUUCGGGGGGGGGGGUGGUAGUCUCUGCAUACAUGCAAAAGCAUAUAAAUCCAGGAAACCCUGGAACUGCUCCCAGCACCUCACAAGGUGAAGGACUGCUUACCCAACUUUGGGAAGGAGGCACAAGGGCUCUGGGACAUUGCCAGAGCCGUCACACCACCUUCCCGAAGUCUGGUAAGCCUGUAAUUACAGCUUUGCGCAGGGGAGUGGGGGGGAUAAGUAAAUGGAGAGUUGGUUUCCUCUGCUCUCCAUUCAUUCAUUUCCUACUCUCCCUCCCUGUGCUGAGUUGUGAUCACAUAAGAAAAAUCAGCACAAUAUGCAGUUAUCUGUAUUGUUUUGCUUUCUGUCUGCAUAUAGGAAUCACAACCGAGAUCUGGGUUGUUACAAUCAUCUGUGAUCACCGUUUAUACAAUGUAUCUAACCUGGGCUGCAAUGACCAAUGAGCCAGGUAAGGAGAUUUCAUGUUGUUGUUGUUAUUGUUAUGAUCCAGAAGUGACUCUGGCAGAACUCCGUUGUUUAUUGCUGUCACACCUACUUUGGAUGAUUUAAAACUUUUGAAUGUUUUGAAGCUUUGAAGGGACAAAAAACUGUUAAACAAAAAGUAUUUCAGAGUGCAAGGUAGAAUGCUAUAAAUUGAUUGUUAGAGAAUCUGUGGUUAUCUAAAUGAUUCUUGGAGUGAGUGAAGCUUACUCCCAAGUCAGCAUGAUUAGGAUUGCAGUUUUGGUAUACAAAAGACUUCUUGUAGGGCGGGCGGUUCAUUCAUUUUCAGCUUUGUAUUCUUGUUAUUAAAAAAAGUGCACCUAGACACUCCGUUGCAGUGCCCAUGACCUAGGUUUAAGGUGCCAUUUAUCUCCUAGCUUUCAUAUAUCAGUUUCUAACACUGUUCUGAACACUUGCUCUCUCACCACACAGUAGCAAGACUAGCCAGUGUCCUUCUAUUGCAUGGGGAUGUUGCUAGUACAGUGCUCAAAGAAAGCACUGUUAAUCCCAUAUCCUUUGUAUGGAAAGGCCAUAGCUGUAUUUCAUUGCAGUUGGAAAGCUACACAACAAACAGCUCAAAAACAGUUUCGAGCAGUGUAAAAGGCUAGCACCUAGUGGAUAAUACUAUGUUGGACAUUGCUUCUGUGAGAAAUAAUUGUUUUGUGUAAAAUAAUCCGACUUUCAGUUUUUUGUGUCUUUACUGAUCUAGACAGACAAUGCAAUCCAAGCUUGCUGAACAUAAUUGGCUAUAAUUCCACAAGCACUCCAAGUAAGGGUCAGUUUGUCCAUUGGUGGGAUGCCCAAGGAAUUGUAGGCCUCAUCCUGUUCUUAAUGUGUGUUCUGUACUCAAGGUGAGCAGAACUUUUGGAAAACCUUUUCCAAUUUUCAGUUAUUUUUUUAAAAAAAGGACAUCUAGUGACACUAACUACUUUUUAACUGCAGCAUUCGGACAUCCAAUAAUAGUCAGGUAAAUAAACUGACAUUAACCAGUGAUGAGUCAACACUGAUAGAAGAUGGACUUCCCAGGAGUGAAGGCUCUCUUGAUGAAGGAGAUGAUUUGCACCGUGCUGUUGAUAAUGAGAGAGAUGGAGUUACUUACAGUUAUUCAUUCUUUCACUUCAUGCUUUUUCUUGCUUCGCUUUACAUCAUGAUGACCCUAACCAACUGGUACAGGUAUGUGGAUCUUGCAGGACUACAUUUCAUUGACAUUAUCAGUGCUGAUCACCUGUAGGGGUGGAAGUGGGCAGAGAGGCAAAUGUUGGAUUCAUUAUCUCCUCUCCCACUUAUCAGAUCGGUGGCAGUGAAUUUUAUUCUUACAUAAUUUUUUCAAUUUUAAGAACAUAAGCGAUGAUCAAGAGAAAAGUAGUUAUUCUGUUCCACAAAUGAGUCGGCUAACACUUUAUCUCUCCUCUUUCUCAGCCCUGACCCUGCCUCUGCAUCAAUGACCAGUAAGUGGCCAUCUGUCUGGGUGAAGAUCUCUUCCAGCUGGAUUGGCAUAGUCCUCUACGUGUGGACUCUGGUGGCUCCACUUGUUCUAACAAACCGUGAAUUUGACUAAGCCAAGUGUCUCAUCUGAAAGCUCUUGCUUUAUUUUGUUGCUAAUUUGAAGCUAACAGUAUUCAACAUCGCGAUGCAAUUUGUAAAUAAUACGUGUAUGUAUUGUCUGAAUAGUUUAUCAUGUCUUCUGCAUGGUUAUACUUUUAAAUCAUGUUCACUUGCUAUUUCAGUGACUGUUUUCUAGUUGAGCUUGAUGAUGAUAAUAGUACAUAUUAAUGAUUAAUACUGAGCCCUCUUCCAAUGUUGGGGGAAAGUAAACACAUAUGGUGGGUAGAGUAGGGAUGAAGAUUCUACCACCACCAACACCCUGCUAUUUUCAUCACUUUUACAGUUUGUAAAUGGUGACCGUGUGAAGCAGAGAGAGACUUUUGCAUCCAUGGAGACUCCCUGCUUCUGUGGGUGAGAACCUUGGUUUUCCAUUUGGGAGCCUCCACAGAUACAAACAUCUCUCUGCUUCACAAUAUCACCAGUUGGAAAGUGAUGAAAAAGGCAAUGUUGGGCAGAGCUAGUGUGAUCUUUCCCACUGCUCCCUUCUGUAUAUUUUCUUUCCCCUAACUAGUACCUGGAGAGGGAUUUAGGGUCAAACUAGAUGUGAGAACAACAGUUCCAUGUGUUUCAAACCCCACAAAUAUUUGGCUCAGCCCUACUGCUUACUGAAGAAUUCCCAAAUCAUGUACAGUCAAAGGUGCAUUAAAACAGUAUUUUUCGGGGCAUGUAGAUAGGCCGAGGUUGAAAGUCAGAUAUUUGAAGUUAUAAUCAGAUGGGGAACCAUGAAGAGUGUUAGAAGCUAGGGCUAUCUAUGACAAUCUUACUGGCCUUUAUUGCAAUUUAAUAAUUGUUACACAGCAGUUUUCUAGUUAGUAAAAUAUCAACUUUGGUCUAGCAAGGAAGUAUAAUCUUUCACAACUGUGAGAUUUGCCCAGAAAAGAUGAGAAAAAUAUGGCUAUGACAGAUAGGAGAGACAGUAAUGGUUGUAAGCCUUUGGAGGAUACUGUAUUACCUCAGCUGAAGCAUGGAUGGAUGGUUGUCUAGGAGAGUCUGAUGCUGAAUGAGAAUCACAUAUCAGGUGUGUGUUAAGUCUAGGUUACCUUUAGAUCAUAGCUGAUCUGCAGGAGGUAUGAUCUUUUGUUUGUUGAACAAACAUCAGAUGAACAGGAGCACAGGAAUGUCAACUCUAAUGAGCCUUAGCUGAUGAUAGAGCAGAGCAAAGAGUGGGGUUAGUAGGAAGGGAAAGAUUGUACCUGUGAUUCAGUUGCCAUUUUAAUCAAUUUGUGGAGGGUUUCCCCCUUCCACACUUUAAACGAUAAAGAGCCCCAGCUGUCACUAGGGCUGGUGUGAGCAUAUAAGAAAACAGCUGUUACAAUUCUGUAGGACUGGUUUUUGUACUUGCAGGUUUGAAUAAGUACAAGGCUUCUUUAAAGAAUGUGAACAGGAGUAAAUGUUUAAGGUUGUACUUGAAAUUAUUCAAAAUGUGCAUGGGGUAUCAAAAAUAGUUGCCAUUUUGACCAGAUUUGUUUUUUAAAGUGAAGUGCAGUGAAGUAUUAAUGCAUGCUAUGGGCUUUUCAUUUUUGUAACCAUUUGAUACCAAGAUGGUCUUUUUUAAAAAAACCUAAUCAAUACUUGGAAGGUAUUUAGGGCUAGCACUCAUUAAAUUGAAAUUAAGGAGUGAAAUGGAUUGCUGUCCCCCCACUGCUGGUAGCUGUAGUAUAGUAUAUUUCACGCUGAUGAGGUAGACUUCAGGUACCGCUGUUUAUUUUUAUAGCUUUUUUAAAAGUUACUUUAAAAAAAACUAUCCUGGCUCCAUCUGUUCCUUGUGUGGGUAUAAUUGAGCUUAGUUUGUAAAUCAAGUUCUGUAUCUUUCUAAAAAUACUUUCCUGGAUAAAUUGAUAUAUACCAAUAUUCAUUUUUAGUUAAAGCACACUUGCAUUUUAAUAGCUGAUCUCUUCACAGAUGUCAUUGAUUCUUGUGUCAAAGGUAUUAUCUUUUGUGUGUCCAUUGCCGGCAGUGGAUUUGUACCUGGAAAAUCCUAAGUCUACAUAACACAGAAACUAUUAGGUGUUUUGCAUAGUUUGUUUGUUGGAAAUCUUCAAAUACUGUGCUUUGCUGCUUGAAUAGGAAGGUACAGUUCUGGUUUGCUUUUCCUUAAGGAUUGCAUAGCUGACAGAGAACAGUUUCAGCUGUAGCAGCACUGUUGUGCAUUACUGAGUAUCAGUGGUGAAUUUCUAUAAAAAAAUACUUAGAUAUAUUUAAUGGCUGACUUAGGCUCAACAUGAAUGCAAUUUCAAGGUAGCUUUAAUAUUUAGUCAUUUUGUGUGUAUGCUAUAACUUAGUAAACAUUCAGAAAAAAUGGCUGUUUAGGUCUUCCGAGUCUUGUUUUGAUUUUUUAUCCAAUGUGGCUAUAGGCCAUACAUUUUCAUAGUACUGAAUAUACUUCCUCUAGCCUGCUACUGAAAAUCCCCUUUAACAAAGAACACAUUCACAGAAAACCCCCAACCCAUUCAACAGCAUUUGUGCCUAUGGGGUGAAGCAAGUAGUGGAUACUCUUACGACUAUGAAAUUAAGAUGGACACUUGUCAAUUCAAUGAAGCACUAUAUUCAGUUCUGGUCCCCUAACAGUUUUAUUUAAACAAAGUUGUAAAAAUAGAAAACAAAGUACAGAAGAAUUAAACUCUGAGUGCUACGACCUCCAUCCAGAGUUACUUAUUGUGUAUGUCAUACAUUAGGACUAAAAGUGAACAAGAAAAACUGCGAGUGGCUAAUACAGAGCAUCCAAUUACCUGGCAUAUUCUGAAUACAUAAUUCCAAAUAUGACAGCACUAGAAUGAACUCAUUGUGAACUGUUGAUGGUUUGUAUAAAUGUUUAAACUGCUCUUUUGAGACCCGAGUUUUGGGGAAAGUGAUAGAACAAACUGUUUAAGGUUCCACAGUAGCUGCUCACAAAAUGCCAUUUACAAAAGAUAGAUCCCAAACAAUAGCCUCAAUAAAUAGUUUGCUUUAACUCUCUCGUUUUAGUUGUUCAGCAGUGGCAUAUCAGUGUCCAUUGGCACAGGAGCAAGUUCACACAAAUAGAAUAGUGUAGCUUCACUAGCUUCUGCUUCUGUCAGUGGCUCCAGACGAACCAGUUUGCUUUGGGUUGGUUGAGGAUCCAGACCACUUUCCAGGAGUUCAUCCACUUCUAUUGGUUUAUCCACAGAAGAUACUGAUUCAGGUGUCAUAUUUGCAUUCUCCACUGAGCCUGGAUUUCCAUCAAGGAAUGCAAGUAGGGGAAAGGCAGUAUAUUGAAUGAGCUGUUUAUCUGCAGGGCAAGAAACAAACCAAACCAAAGUAAUUACUCAACUGCUCUAUAUUCCUACAGAAAAGGCUAAAAAAUGAAGAGAAACUUGUCAAUGUACAGCACAACUACAACUCGCUUUCCAAGCAUACUGGGUAUAUGUUAACUAUUUUAUUCAUUUCAUGUCUAAAAUAAGGGUAUUUAUGAAUGCAGGUUAAAUUAUACCCAAUCUACAUUUCUGAAGCUAAGAGAACUUGCAUAUCAACCUGAUUUGGGGUCAGAAUUAGGCACAUCUUGUGUAGAUGGUUGAGCACUAUUAGUCUUCAUUGUUUCAAUUCCCUUUGUCUCCACCUUAAAAGCAAGCAUGGUUACAAAAAUCAGAUGACUUCAUACUAAUUUUUUUAAGGAACAGAGAAAACAUUUGUCUAGAAGAUAACUGCUACAAGCAAAUGUUCAGGAACUUAUCUAGCAGCUGGGACACAGGAAUGUUAGAAAUCUAGACUGUCACCAUGGGUAUAUCCACCCAAUCACAUUCAAAUUUUACUCUAGAAAGCAUGUCUAAAAUAAGGAGAAUACAUUUCAAAAUGAUGCAAAUCUCCCAUUUCAAAACCAGUUCUUAGCCUGUGCUUUUCACCCUCUUUUGAAUGCUACAUCUACUUUGAUAAUAACUUUUAAAAAUACUGAUGUGUUAAACUGAUGUUCUGGCCAGCAUGUGAUGCCCCCCAAUAUAGAACUUGAAAACUUAAGAUGCACAUGUGUAAUUUUUCAAAAUGCAGAAAAAAAAUCUGGAAAGCACAAAAAGGAAAACAGCUGCAUCUUUAAAUAAUGUGUCAAUAUCAGCCUUGUUAAGGUACACAAAAUGUUAAAACAAAUAUUAACAUGCUAUGCAACUGGAUUAGACAACUGGCCAUUGACAUUACACCAUAUUUCCCACUGCUGUGCUACUUUAAAACUUACUUUUGUACUAUUGAUAUGACCUGUAGGAUUCAUCUGCACGGAACUUGAAAAAAGCUGGACAAGACAAAAUGUACACCAAGUUUUAAAAUUCUAUAUUCUAGAUAUAAAUUGGGUGACUUAUAAACCAAACUAAUCUUUUGUGCCUGAAAUAGCCACAAAUAGAAAUGUUCUGCACAAACCCUCAAGCACAAACUACUAUUCUGCUGCUCUCUGAAACUGCAGUCUCAAGCUGUUGUUAAUAUAGACCUUUUAAGGUAUAACAUUUAAAAAAUGCAAAUGUAUUUUUCUUACACAAAAUCUUUGUAAAGCCAAAUUUGCGAGGAAAAUAGAAGU
Messenger RNA from Podarcis lilfordi (Lilford's wall lizard), 12794 nucleotides. The record is from the annotation of a GenBank genome assembly. NCBI's taxonomy places the organism in Eukaryota, Metazoa, Chordata, Lepidosauria, Squamata, Lacertidae.